Messenger RNA from Amphibalanus amphitrite, 1675 nucleotides. RefSeq names its product retinal homeobox protein Rx-A-like. Gene Ontology annotation, molecular function: RNA polymerase II transcription regulatory region sequence-specific DNA binding; DNA-binding transcription factor activity, RNA polymerase II-specific. Lineage: Eukaryota; Metazoa; Arthropoda; Thecostraca; Balanomorpha; Balanidae. The transcript is spliced from 5 exons. Gene Ontology annotation, biological process: regulation of transcription by RNA polymerase II. The record is from RefSeq and is a predicted model, not a curated record. Bases 441 to 1535 code for a protein of 364 amino acids.
UUGACGGCCAGUGGGGACCGAGAUGGGCGGGCCGAUUACACUCGAUGGGGAGCGAUAAUGAUUUCCCCCUAGUUAAAGCUGGCUGGCGGCGCGUUUUACCACGCGCCGCUGCGGGCCGCGCGUGCCUUCGGACCUCAGACACGUGCUCUGACGUCACCAGCACGCCGGCCGCUCAUUGGUCGCUCGGUGCCUAGGCGGGGCGGCGCUUAACGAACUAUAUAAACCCAAUGUAAAGCUGUUGCAAAAUCAUCUGACUUCAUUGAAGCUUAUUGAGUUAGUUUAGUCGGGUCUGUCCUUUCAUUCCAAUUUAGGUUGCGAUUGGUCAUUAUCAGUCCGAUACUGUUUCCGCGAACGAUUCCUGUUUUUUGCUGCCGUCGGCGACCUUUGAUUUUCGGUCAUCUUCCGGCGCCUCCUCUGGGUUUCCGACCCAGAGAAGUGCCAUGAGUGGCGACCAGCAGGAAUAUCUGGCACAGGAGGGUCCACCAGUGAGCCAACAUCAGCAGCAGCAGCAUGGUCUGCUUCCUCAGUAUCAGCAACAGCAGCAGCAACAACACCUCUACACGACACCGCAGGCCUCCAAAUCUCCGACGGACCCGCGGAACUUCCACUCCAUCCAGGUGAUGCUAGGCCUGGGUCAGGAGCUGUACGGCGUCGGCGGUGACCCCGGCGGCCUGUUGGCGACCUCACUGUCCGAGCUGACGCCCCCGGGCAGCGUGGCCUUGACCCCGCCGCCGGUGGUGACCUCAGUGCCCCCGCUGGCGCCCCAACAGCACCAGCAGCAGCACCAGCAGCACCAGCAGCAACACCAACAGCAACAGCAGCAGCAGCAGCAGCAGCCACCGGCAACGUCCGCCGCACAGCCUUCUACGUCUGAAACUAAGAAAUCUGAGAAGUCUUCAAAGAAAAAUGAGUCCGGUGUGAAGAAGAAGAAAACGAGGACCACGUUCACGGCCUACCAGCUGGACGAACUGGAGCGGGCCUUCGAGCGCGCCCCGUACCCGGACAUUUUUGCGCGCGAGGAGCUGGCGCUCAAACUGAACCUGAACGAGUCGCGCGUGCAGGUCUGGUUCCAGAAUCGGCGCGCCAAGUGGCGCAAACGAGAGCCGCCGCGCAAAAACUACGUGCCCGGCAUGUCCUCCGGCCCGCUGUUGGGAGCGCCCAUCAACUCCUUCAACGUCACCAACUACUCUCAGGUGCCGGACUGGUCAUACGGCACUUCCUACGACGGCCACAUGAACCUCUUCAACGCCAACACGUACGGCUACCAGCCGCAGCCGCCCCCUCCGCCCCCUCCGCCGCCACCGCCCCUCGGCUCGGCUCCGCCCCCGGUCGGCGCUUACUCCGCCUACCAGCCGGUGCCGCAGCCAAUCAGCGACUGUCUGUUCGCGCAGUCGCAGACGCCGCCUCGCGCGGAUUUUGGGCCGCUGCGAGGGGAGAGCGAUAUCACCGGGGAGGCGAUGUCGGACGCCGUGGUAAAAUCAGAGGACGAACGGCGCGACAAGGACUCGUACCCGCUGCCGUCUUUUUUAGUCUAAGGCACGAUCUGGUGAACAUGCGGCGGUGAUUUUGCUAGCCAAGGUGGUGUACUCAAGGAGUAUAGGGUACUACAUGAAUUUUAAAGCAUGAAUUUUCGUCAGAAGUUUGUUUGAUUUAUGUUUUAUCAGCACCCAUGUUA